This is a messenger RNA of Bursaphelenchus okinawaensis, 5705 nucleotides long. NCBI's taxonomy places the organism in Eukaryota, Metazoa, Nematoda, Chromadorea, Rhabditida, Aphelenchoididae. The record is from the annotation of a GenBank genome assembly.
AUGUCGAAUAAACUAAAUGAUUCUUGUGCUCCGACCAACGCCGUCCAGAACUUGGCGAGGACUUAUGGGACGUCAAAUAGCCAGAUCAGAUCUGGCGUUGAAAGUCAGAUUGACCAGUUAGGACCUAGUGGGUCCACAGGUGAUCAGGUAUGGGAUUUAAGGAUAUAUUUGUUUCAUUUUAGGGUUGUUAUGGUCGAUAGAGUUGCUUUUAGGACACUAGAGUUGCCUUAGGACACUAGAGUUGCCUUAGGGCGCUAGUGUUUCCUUAGGGCACUAUAGUUGCGUUUAGGGCAUUAGAGAUGCCUUUAGAGCACUAGAGUUGCCUUUAGGGCACUAAAGUUGCCUUUAGAGCACUAGAGUUGCCUUUAGGGCACUAAAGUUGACUUUAGGGCAUUAGAGUUGGCUUAGGACACUAUUGUUGCAUUAGGGCACUAUAGUUGCCUUUAGGACAUUAGAGAUGUCUUUAGGACACUAAAAUGUCUUUUAGGGCACUAGGGCUGCCCUUAGGGCACUGUCGUUCUUUUAGGGCAUUAGAGUUGCCUUUAAGGCAAUAGAGUUGCCUUUAGGGAUUUAGAUUUUUUUUAAAUUUUCACUUGUCGUUCUGUGUAAAGUAACAUACUAAAGCAAUAUUUACAGUUUGCUCAAGAAUACCUAGCACAAGCCAACCGAUCUCAACCCCAGCCAGCCUCAAUUAACGUCCGCCAACUCUUGGGUCAAUCACAAUCAUCUCGUUGGGCCGACGACUUUGUCAAAGCUCAACGACAAAACCCACAAAACCAAAUGGUCGAUAAAUGGGCGACGGAAUUCAGACAACAGAAUCGAUUUAAUAUGAACCCUUUGGCCAAUGAAUUACCGAAUCAAUGGGCAGAGGAGUUUCAGAAAAGAAGUUUGGCUAUUCCUGGACCACAAAUGCAUGAACAAUGGUCGAAAGAGUUCGACCAGUGGAUUGAGACAAGUCAACCGGCUGGAGGGCUAGAAGCGGCUUGGAAUCAGGCUCAACAAGGGUAGGUGUUGUUGGUAAUAGGGUAGGAUAGGUUAUGUUAAGAGUAAUGGCAUGCAAAGUAACAUAGAGUAGUGUAAAAGAAAGUAAAAUAACAAAAAGUAGAGUUAUGUCAUGUACAGUAACGUAGAGUAGGGUAGGGUAAAGUCAGGUAGAGUAAUAUAGAGUAGGGUAAAGUUAUGUAAAUUAAUAUAGAGCAAGGUAAAGCCAUUUAAAGUAACCUUUAGUAUGGUAAAGCUAUUUAAAGUAACAUAGAUUAGAAUCAAGGCAUGUACAGUAAAAUAGAGUAAGGUAAAGGCAUGUACAGUAACGUAGAGCAUGGCAAUGUCAUAUAAAGUAACAUAGAGAAAAGAUAUGUAAGAUAGCAUAGAGUAGGUUAAAGGCUUGUAAGGUAACGUAGAAUAAGGUAAGUGCAUGCAAAAUAAGAUAGAGUAAACUCUUGUAAAGUAACACAGACUAAGGGAAAGUCAAGUAGAAUAACAUACAUUAAAGUCAUUUUUUAAAAAAUUGCUACUAGUCGUGGCUCAUUUCUUUUUGAACCACUUAUUAUGUAUAUAUAGACGGUCUGUUGCCGAUGAUGCUGGGAGAGGUCUGGUUCUUUUUAUAUAGCAGGGUAGCCUUUACCUAUUUGUGCAUAUCUAACAAUUUGUAAUGAAGCUAUAACUUUUUUUGACUAUUAAGUUAUAAAUUUAAAAAUUUUCAGUGAAGCCCUAGGCGACCAAUGGGCCCAAGAAUUUGCUGACAAAGUGCGAAGCGAUGUCCCACCAAUCGACCAGUCGACUUUGGACGCGGAAUUUGACAAAAUAUUCCAAGCUGGCAUGGACAGUUGGAGUGGUGUUGAGGAUGUGACGGAGGAAUAUCCAAUGGAGUAUCAGUUUGAAGAGGUAGGGCAUUUUCUUCGAAAAAAAUUUUUUUUUAUUUUUAAAAUUUUUUUUGAGUUUUUACGUUUUAGGAGUGUUAACAGUACGAAUUUGGUAUGUUUUUAGUAAUCUUUUUGUAUUUUAAGUCAUAUUUGUUAUCUUUUUUCUGAAUUUGUUACCUAUUUUGUAAAAUGAUAUCUUUUUAAACCUUAAUCCUUUAAUUUCACUAAAAAUUUCAAAAAACUCCCCCCCCCCCUAAUUUUAUAAAAAUAUUACCCCUCCCAAUUCCAGUCCAAUCCCUACGCCAACUCAGACGCCGACCUAAUGGCCGCCGGCCUAAAUGAAAUGCGAAAUGGCAACACGAACGAAGCCAUCCUACUAUACGAAGCUCAAGUCCAAAAGAAUUCACAAGAUGCGAAUGCAUGGUGCCGGUUAGGCUUCUGUCACGCUGAGAAUGAACACGACAUCAAUGCCAUGUCAUCGUUCCGAAAAGCCCUAGAGGUGGAUCCACAAAUGAGAGAAGCGUUGUUGGGGUAUUCUGUCAGUUUGGCCAACGAAAACUACAGUAACGAGGCUCUGAGUCAACUGGAGAAGUGGCUGGAUGCUUAUAAGGGGGUCAGCAGUUUGGGGAAGGUAAGGAUUGAAAAAGUUUAAAUUUUCAAAAAUUUUUUUAUUUUUUUAAAGAUAAGAAAAGAUAAAAACUUAAAGUGAUUGUCUUUUGAUUUAGCUAGAUUUGAAAUGGGGCCCAUUCUUUUAGAUGCAGUCCUAGCAAGUUUGGAAGAGCAACUUGGGCUUGGCCGCUUUGCAGGUCUAGGGUGUAGCUAGUAGACAUGGAUAACGGGCCAAGCUUAUUUUGUAGGCCCGGCCCACGGGCUGGGCUUGAAUGUUAGGCUUGACCUAAAUUUUGCUCAGGCCUGGCUUGUUUUUCAUGUGUAGUAGCCAGGGACGUUGUUAGAGGGAGGGAGAAGGCCUUAUCAGAGCUAACCUGAAAAAAGUUUAACGGUGUUAUACGUGAAAAAGUGGAAAAAAUUUUUAAAUGGAUCAAUAAGUAACGACAAAAAAUUUUUUUUACUUUCCUUCCCCCCCCUCUAGAAAAAAUCAGUAGCGACGUCCCUGGGUGUGGCUUAUAAUGCCAGUUUACUGUAACUCAAAAUUUAUAUGUAAAAGUUUUCUGUGGCAGUAAUUUAUGUUUAAAAAUGCAGGUACGACCAACAACCUUUGGUCAAAUUGACCCUUUGGAUUUAUCUUAUAGGCCACAUGCUUUUCUUAAGGUAAAUCAGUAUAAUAUACAGUGAAGCGUCUUCAGUAUGACACUUGAUAGUAUGAUAUUCUCUUUAGUAUGACCUUUGAUAGUAUAACGUUCUCUUUAGUACGAUUCUUCAUAGUAUGAAACCUUCUUUACAACGACAGCUUUUUGAUCGCUUUUUGUAAUAGAACGCUUGUCAGAAAGUAGCUGGAAGUGUGACACUCUGGUUAUAAUGAACCUUUGGUCUAAGCUCUUUAGUGCCAUAGAGUGUCAUACUAAAGAGGUUUGACUGUAGUAAAAAUUUGGCUAGAACAACAAAAAUAAGCCUAAAGAACAAUUAAAAUAAGCCUAAAAAAUAGUGAUUUUAUGUCUACCAUAAAAAGCAUUACACUAUUCAAAAAACAUUUUAACUAUAAUAUUUUAGGAGAACGAAAAGCCUCGCCUCGGCUUCUACGGUGCCUUCAUAGAUCCACUUCGCUUCCAACAAAUCGAGUCCCGCUUCCUAGAAGCAGCUCGAGGCCAGACGAACGCCGAUCCAGAACUACAGAAUGCUCUGGGAGUACUUUACAAUCUGAACGGCACAUUCGACCGCGCUGUUGAUUCGAUAAAAACAGCCAUUGCUCAAUCCCCAGAUGACCCUAGGCUAUGGAAUCGUCUGGGUGCUACACUAGCCAAUUCGGAUCGUACGGCCGAAGCCAUUGAAGCGUACAGACAUGCACUACAGUUGUUCCCUGCAUAUGUUAGGGCACGGUACAAUUUGGGGAUUUCGUGCAUGCAUUUGAAUUGUUAUAGGUAAGGGUUGGUUUUUUUUGAAUAGUGUCAAUGAGGAUAACGUUGGAAGAGUAAGGAUGGGUAUAAUAGAUAGGAUUGGGUAGAGUAGGGUAAAAGAGAAAAAGUUAUUGUAAGGUACUGUAAGGUAGAGUAGGCCGAGCCCCGCAGAGGUAAUUUAUGGUAAGGGGUAGGGUAAAUUAGGAAAAACUAGAGUAUAUAUAGGGUAAAGUAGGAAUAAGCACGGUUUGGUAGGGUAGGGUAAAGUAAAGUAAAGUAGUGUAGGGUAGGGUAGGGUAAGGUAGGGUAGGGUAGGGUAGGGUAGGGUAAGGUAGGGUAGGGUAGGGUAGGGUAGGGUAGCGUAGGGUAGGGUAGGGUAGGGUAGGGUAGGGUAGGGUAGGGUAGGGUAGGGUAGGGUAGGGUAGGGUAGGGUAGGGUAGGGUAGGGUAGGGUAGGGUAGGGUAAGGUAAGGUAAUGUAAGGCAAGGUAAGGUAAUGUAAGGCAAGGUAAGAUAUGGUAGGUCAAAGUGGAGGAGAGUAUUGGUAAUGGCAAUUUAUGGUGGAAUUACUGUAAGGUAGAAUAGAGUUAGAUCAGGACAAGGUCCAAUACCUAUACAAAACCGAAAGAGUAAUAUUAUUUUUUCGUUUUCAGAGAAGCUGCCGACCACUUUGUGAACGCCCUGAAGCUCCAAAAAGGUAGUGAGAAUUCGCCGAUUUGGUCGACUUUGCGGUCGGCUCUGAUUAGAAUGGACAAGACCGAUUCGAAUUUAAUGGCAGCAGUUAACAACUAUGAUAUCGACGCGUUACAGAGAGGCUUACAGAUUGCUUAAUUUUGUACAUUUCUAUUUUUUACUUAUUAAAUUUUGCAAAUUUAUUUGUUUUUUGGAAGCUUACUGUACUUUAAGCCAUUGAAGCGUACAGACAUGCACUACAGUUGUUCCCUGCAUAUGUUAGGGCACGGUACAAUUUGGGGAUUUCGUGCAUGCAUUUGAAUUGUUAUAGGUAAGGGUUGGUUUUUUUUGAAUAGUGUCAAUGAGGAUAACGUUGGAAGAGUAAGGAUGGGUAUAAUAGAUAGGAUUGGGUAGAGUAGGGUAAAAGAGAAAAAGUUAUUGUAAGGUACUGUAAGGUAGAGUAGGCCGAGCCCCGCAGAGGUAAUUUAUGGUAAGGGGUAGGGUAAAUUAGGAAAAACUAGAGUAUAUAUAGGGUAAAGUAGGAAUAAGCACGGUUUGGUAGGGUAGGGUAAAGUAAAGUAAAGUAGUGUAGGGUAGGGUAGGGUAAGGUAGGGUAGGGUAGGGUAGGGUAGGGUAGGGUAAGGUAGGGUAGGGUAGGGUAGGGUAGGGUAGCGUAGGGUAGGGUAGGGUAGGGUAGGGUAGGGUAGGGUAGGGUAGGGUAGGGUAGGGUAGGGUAGGGUAGGGUAGGGUAGGGUAGGGUAGGGUAGGGUAGGGUAGGGUAGGGUAGGGUAGGGUAAGGUAAGGUAAUGUAAGGCAAGGUAAGGUAAUGUAAGGCAAGGUAAGAUAUGGUAGGUCAAAGUGGAGGAGAGUAUUGGUAAUGGCAAUUUAUGGUGGAAUUACUGUAAGGUAGAAUAGAGUUAGACCAGGACAAGGUCCAAUACCUAUACAAAACCGAAAGAGUAAUAUUAUUUUUUCGUUUUCAGAGAAGCUGCCGACCACUUUGUGAACGCCCUGAAGCUCCAAAAAGGUAGUGAGAAUUCGCCGAUUUGGUCGACUUUGCGGUCGGCUCUGAUUAGAAUGGACAAGACCGAUUCGAAUUUAAUGGCAGCAGUUAACAACUAUGAUAUCGACGCGUUACAGAGAGGCUUACAGAUUGCUUAA